Molecule: messenger RNA, 6897 nt
Organism: Pseudomyrmex gracilis
Lineage: Eukaryota; Metazoa; Arthropoda; Insecta; Hymenoptera; Formicidae
Gene: KrT95D
Product: phosphofurin acidic cluster sorting protein 2
Exons: 12
Coding region: 299-2824 (841 amino acids)
Biological process (GO): protein localization to plasma membrane
Source: RefSeq, a predicted model, not a curated record
CAUAAUCUAAUUAGUUGCUACUGCGACAAUAAAAAAGAAUUGUGCGUUUAAAAAAAAAAUGGAAAAUAUAUAAACGCACUGUAAACUUAUGUAAACAUAAAUAUACACACACACUGCGUAACUUCGUGCGACUUCGGGCGGCGGCAUCGGGCGUUAACGAAUACCGACGAACGUUGCCGAUCAGUCGGUACCACAGACAGAUUGAUAGGUAUGAUAGUGUGGAUGUGUAGUUGUGUACAAGCCGCCCGACGUGGUGGAACGUAAGUUUUGUGUGCGUCCCGGGGCCGCUGGGCCAAAAAUGGCGGAACGGACGAAGGUGACGGCCCCGGCUACCCGGCCCGUUCCAAUGAAGCUGUUUGCUACCUGGGAAGUGGACCGCACGCCUCCGAAUUGCAUACCCAGGUUGUGUUCUUUGACAUUAACUCGGCUAGUGAUACUCCGGCCAUUGGGUUCGGACUUGGCGUCCAUUAGCAUCGCAGUUAAGAUGCAAAGUUCCAAGAGAACAUUACGCUCCAACGAAAUGGCUAUUCCAACUGGCGGCAUACUCGACACAGAACUAGAGUUACAAUUCGCGCUUCAGUACCCGCAUUUUCUCAAGAGAGACGGCAAUAAACUUCUGAUAUUACUGCAAAGACGAAAACGAUAUAAGAACCGCACGAUGCUCGGGUAUAAAACACUCGCGGAAGGAAUCAUCAAUAUGGCACAAGUGCUGCAGAAGCAAAUGGAUCUCGAAUUGGAACUUAUAUCGGACAAGGCGGAGAAGUACGGCGGCCAUGCAGUCCCGCUAGCGCGCGUGAAUGUCGUCGCUCUGAGCUCCCAGCCGGUUGAUCACGACAAAAGACUGAUAAACGAUCCCAACGAGAGGCUCGGCCCAGAGUUCAGUGACGAGGAGGAAGAAUUCAGUUCGGAGGGCGAGGCGGAAGGUAGCGACAGCGAACCCACGUUGGAAGUGCACAGGCGGAAGAGUCGCGCCAAGAUCCCAACAAAUGCCAGGCAAAGAAACUUAAAGCAAAAAUUCAUAGCUCUGUUAAAGCGGUUUAGAGUAUCCGAGGAGUUGGAACACGAUCAAGAAGAAAUAGGACAAAAAUUGUCAGGUGGCGAUAUGGAAAUAGAAGAAUUGUUUGACGAAUUAGAAGACUUGUCGGACAGUGGACCAGAAUUGGACACCAUGUCUGUUAGUAGUACACCAAAACCGUCGUUAAGACCUUUUUUCAGCUCUAGUCGAUCUCUUCUUGUGCCACCUCAUUCUGUAGUAACCAGCGAGGACACUGGAACUGUCUCGACGACUGCCACAAGUCAACAACCCGUGAGUCAACUAACUAAGGAGAAGCAUCGUAUUGGACACACCACUCCAGAACGUGGCGUGGACAGGCAAAGCGAUGACAGCUCCCGAAGAGCCGAUAGUGAUUCUCAUCCUGAGAAUUGGACGGAUCACGAGGCAAAUGAUCCGCCGAAUUACGUAGCGGGAUCGCCGCCAAAAUCGGAGCAGCCUAACAAAACCGAAGGUUCCGAGAGAAGAAGCAGACUUUUUGCGCGCGACAGGGGAACGCCCGGAAGUAAUAAAUCUAAAAAGCACAGUCUGAGCGUUGAUUUGAAACCUUCAUCCGAUUUAAAUACUGAGCCGAGAAGAGCUUUAGUUGAGCAACUCGGUCGAGUAUUACCAGACGAUAGUUUGCCGGAAGCCGUGUCGCUCGUAUCGAUAGCGGAUCCCGGUGGUGCGGUUCUUGCCGCGAGACUCCAAGAAAGGAAUCUUAAAGUUUUGACGACGGCUUCUCCGGCUGAUAUUCGUGCAACGUUUACGUGUCUAGUAGCACGAAUACAAAAAUUUUGCAACAGUUCCGCAAAACCGCCGGCACCCAUAAAAGUGAUUAUUGCUGGUGGAGACAGCUUCAUAAACGCGGUUCUCCGUCACUACGUUGAUUUGUUAAGCUUUAAGCCGCCGGAUUGGCAAAAUUAUAUGAAGUUCUUGGUGGUGCCACUCGGUUCGAACACGUUAACGAAAUAUUUAAGCUCUAUCGACUUGAAAUAUUCCAUGCUAUUCGGAGAUGAAUGGAAAGAGGUACUGGAAAGAGAAGGCGGCGGAUCGAGUGAAAGUGCAGCGCGCGUAUCAGAAUAUCUGGCGGCAUCAAACACGGUUCUAUUGCUACCUAUUGCUGAAGCUAUGGUUACAUACAGGGAAACUGAUGACAGCAGUCAAAUUUUUAUUCCCUUUAUAAACGAUGUUCGUGUGGGUUGCCCGGACAGCAGUUCUUCCGCAUCUGUUGACCUGGAAGAAAGUAACAUCAGCAUGUCUGGCUCUCCACCUUCUUUGCCUCCUUCUACGUUACCCAUUCCACCUCCCGGGAAGUUAACACCACCUAGCAGUCCUAACGUAGGACAGCCCGCAAGAGAAGGAUGGGAACCAGUUGAACUUCAGCUGGAUUAUUGGGGUAAACAGACUCAAGGUGAAAAAGGAAAGAACACGUUGCGCCAAGCUUUCAGAGCGUUACAUGUGCAAAGACUUCCCUCGUUAGGCGAAGCUCCUGGACACCAUUUGUCUAUGAAUUACACCACAAAAGAGAAAAAGCAAAAAAUAAUGAGGCUGGGAAAAAAGAAAGAGAAAGAAAAAGAAAGUGAGCCAAAGAGUCAAACGGUAGAUGGCGUAACACGUCUCAUAUGUUCUGCAAAAACUCACAACAUUCCAUUGAGAGUGAGUAUUGACGGUACCGAAUGGUACGGAGUAAAAUUCUUCCAACUAUCAGCGCAAUGGCAAACGCACAUCAAGACGUUUCCUAUAGCAUUAUUGGAAUAUAAUCCUCAACAACAAAUCUCAACCGCUACAUAAAUUUUUGUUGUUUUUUAUGAAGACUUCUGGUAACUCACAUAUUUUGCAUCAUUAUCGAUAACCAACAUUUGACUCGUUUCGAAUGGGAAAAAAAAAAAAACGAUAAUAUCAACUUCUUAAGACUGCCCGGUAAGAACUAGAAUUAUAGCAGAUGUUAUAAAUUUCUGAUUUUGAGAUGCGUAUUCAUUCCAUUAAUUGAUAAUAACGAUAGAGAGAGUGAUGAACAUACUCGGGAUACUCCUAUACAUACAACGUGUAUAGUGUGAUAAAUAGAUAUUGUGUCUACAGAUGAUUUAUAAAGUACAUGCUCAUACUCUACGUUGAAAUUACGUUAAAAUUAUAUGUAGAUGUGUGUCUUUCUCUUUCUCUCUCUUUUUCAUAGAUAUAUAAGUUGCAUCAAUAUGAGAGAGAGAAAGAUUAUAGAAAUUUUGCUAAUAUAUUCUUUCGUCGACAUAUCACAAGCAAUGUUCAUAUAUCGAGUAUAUGCAUUGAUAUGAAGAGUUUUUGGUUGAUUGACAGAGAACACUUGUGUGUUGCAAAAAAUUUUAAUUUGUAACACAUAUGGCAACUUGUCGCUUCUCUAAUUUUACUAAGAUAUAUAUUCUUUUUAAAAAGACGAAAGAUAUUUGUAGAUAUCUAUAGAUCGUUGUGACGUGCAAUUUGUUUGAAUAUAGAGUGUUUUUUCCAGUUAGCGACACAAGAGUAAUUCUGUCUUUGUUUCUCGCUGAAUAUUGAACAAAGACAGAAUGGCUAUUGCGUCGCUAACUGGAAAGCGCCCAUAGUAAGUAAGAAGUGAAGCAAUUUUGCGAUGUGUUCAACGCAUGCAAAACAGAACAGUUUUGUGUUUACAGCACUAAUUUUUUAUUAGAUAUAUAAAAAACAAGAGUGCAUGUAAUUUCGGCACAGCUCGGUGUUUGAAAUAACGUAGAGCAGGCUGUACAUACACAUUUGAACGUUAGAAAAACAACCCGCGCAGAUACUAUAUAUAUAUAAUGCGUUAUUAUAUAUGGAUAAAGUCUGUGAUACAGGCAAACGGAUCUUUAGCGCACAAGAUUAGAAAUUUAUGUGUUGUACAAUGUACUGUAUAAUCGGGAAAGAAACAGAUUAAUGGAAACGAAACUUGUGAAGAUAAUGUGACAAAUAUGUAAAUAAGAAUUCUUAGAAAUUGCUCAUACGUAAUGAUUGUACACACUGUUUUCGUUAUCUGGCUUUCUGAUAUGCUUUUGUACAUUUUAGAUGAGAUUGUUUAACAAAAUUUCUCUGGCCGCGGAAAUUGAAACAUGCGACAUAUAAAUAUUUCCGCUUUAAAAACAAACUUUUAUGAAAAACAUUUUUAUUUUUAUUCAAACAAUUGAAUUAUCUAUUGUUUGUAUAUUAUUUGUUCAUUUUAGUUCUUAAAAAUCUUGCAAGAGGCUUACAAAUUUUUUUACAAGUCAUAUAAAAAAAAUGUUAAAAUGUCUUGAAUGUUAUGUAAGUGCAAAUAUUUGCAAGAGCGAAAAGAGUUACUAUAAGAUAGUCAUAAAAAAAAUCCUCUUUGACUUUUUGUCUUUUUAGAUUUAUAUAAAUGGAGCGACAGUAUAUAAAAACUAGCGUAGAGUACUGUUUUUAGUAAUGAAACUGUCUGACUGCCUAAUGCCAAAUUAAAUGACAAAAGAGCCUAUCUGAUUUGUCUCAACAAGAAAAAAAUGAUGUAACGAUAUCUCUCAAUAACGCAAUUAAAACGAUGACAUUGGUGAUGAUCGUGUCUUGCCAAAGUAAACAUAACGAUGAGAUAUCUCCGUUUGCGCUCCUCUUUCUCGCUAGUCCGCAAUUAGUUGUUAAUGUGUCUCGAGUGAUACAUACGUAGUUGUACGUUUUACAUUGUCUAUGAUUGAUGACAAUGUUCGUCCAAACUAUCGAAUAAAAUAAUGAUCCUUGAUGUAUAUAUUCAAGCGUGCGCGACAAACACACACACACACAUAUAUAUAUACUGAAAAUAGUGUAAAGAAACACGUGGCCAUAAAAUGAUAUAGUCUUUGACGAUAAAACUCACAGCAGUUGUUGAUAAUUAAUUGCGAAUAUAUGUAUUAUUGAUCAAACUCAUCAGAACUGUGUCUAAAACAAAACGAAAAAAAAGAAACAAAACAGGAAAAACCCGUUAUUUUGUAUAUACAUAUGUGCGAGAUACAUAUAUAUGUCUUUAAAAGAGGAAGAUGCAUCUUGUUUCACUGGGCGUGCUGGACUGAAUUCAACAAUUAAACCUGCCAUAUAUAAUUAUUAUUACAUACGCAGAUUCCCGACGUUACAUCGGAUAGGUUUAAAUUUUUUUUGUCUGUUAUUUUAAAAUCCAUAACGUUUUUCUUGUGUGAUAUCUGUGUACUAUUCUCUCUUUAUAUUUGCGCUUUACUGACUUUUUAUUUGCAAGUAUUUUCUUAAAAUAAGAUGCCAAAUCGAACUUGCUGCAUACUAAUUCUUCAUUUGACAUUUAGUUUAUAUUGAACAUACACGGCGAGCGUACAUGUAUUUACACGAAAGAUGUAUAUCGUUAGAUAAAAUGACUCUUUAUAAAAUCAGAAAAACGUAAUUUAAUUUAUUUACGUUUUUGAAGCAAUAUAGAUAGAAAGCGUUUACAAUAGGAAACAAAUUGUCUACUUCUCUUCGAUUUUCACGAGUGUUAUAUGUGCUUCCGAGCUUUGUAAAGUGCACACUACCAAAGAUUUUAGUAGAGUACUCGAAUAUAAGCGCGUAAAACUUUUACGACUUUUACGACUCAAGCAUGAGUACUGUUUCCUUUUUUUUUUUUUUGAUAAGAAUUGUGAAGAAUAGUAGUUCCUGUGUUUAUUAAUUCUAUAAUUGCCGCUUCUUUCCGCGUUUCUCUCUUUAUCACUUAUACAAUUAAGAUAAUUAAAUAAUAUUAAAUUAUUAUGAAUAAUAUAUUAUACUCUUUACAGUCUCGUAAGGUAUAUUUCAAGAGUAGCAAUCGCGUGCUUACAGUCUGAUUGCAAAGGAACGAUAGGAUUCGGGUAGUUUUUCGAAAUGUGCAAAAGUGAAUAAAACACUUUUGUUGGAUGAAUAAUUGAUUGAACACAUGGAAAUAUUUAUAUAUCUAUUGUUUCGUUUGUUUCGAAUAUGAGAAAGAUGAUAUAUAUUCUAUUGCAAAGGACUGUUGGCGUGUUUGUUGUAAGCUUUUCUUAGAAAAUUUUAUUUUUAUUUUAUUAUGUACAGCAAAUUUUAUUGUAUAAGGGCAGGCCAGAGCUCAAGCUCACGAUAAAGCUUACAAUAAUUAAUAAUAAAUUACAAGAAAUAUUAAUUAAUAUAUAUUAAAGCUUUCGAUAAAAAUUAUUAGAUAGUUUCCAACUUUCACGAACGUAGACGUCUUCAUUGUACUUAUUACGCGACGUCUUUUUUUUUUCUUUUCUUUUUUUUUUUUAUUGUGUACAUGUACGAAUUGUUGUCAAUAAUAUUUACAAGAAUUGAAUAAAUAAAAGAUUUGUAAUAUAAAAAGAAAACAAACACUUUACUGGGAAAUAGAUAACAAAGCAAAACAAACUGAAUAAACUAAAGUUGUUCCUAUUAUUUUAUUCGUAUUGUGCAUAUAAAUAAUUUCCAAUUAAUCGAACACAAGAAAAACGUGUAAAGUUUUGUGUGAAAAUUGUUUCUUCGUACCAAAUGUUAUCUGUGUGUGAAUAUACAUAUAUACUGAGUAUUAUGUAAUUCUGAGUAUUAAAUAAUAUCUGAUAUAAAUAUAUACAUAAAUUACAUGUAGAUAUUAACAUAUGUUGAAACAAAAUGAGAACACACGUGCGCGCGCGUGUGUUGAACAAAUAAUUCGAUGUUCAAUGAUAAAUACAUACUUGUUAAAAAUGCUUUUCAAAUGUUUAUACCGAUAUGCUCUAGGAUAUUAUGCAACUCUUACAAUACGUAGAAGAAAACGUGUCGAUAAAAGAAGUGUCUUGACACUUCGCAAUAAAUGUAUCUGUCACGUUGGUGUAUGUGUUGUGAAAUUUUUAUAUUACCCUUUUGAAGAGUGUAUAUUCGAGAGUUUGUGUAAAAAAAUUAUAGAUUUAAUAGAGCAAAAAGCAAAAAAUGAAAAA